Molecule: messenger RNA, 2767 nt
Organism: Aspergillus sclerotioniger CBS 115572
Lineage: Eukaryota; Fungi; Ascomycota; Eurotiomycetes; Eurotiales; Aspergillaceae
Product: F-box protein
Exons: 4
Coding region: 1-2577 (858 amino acids)
Molecular function (GO): protein binding
Source: RefSeq, a predicted model, not a curated record
AUGACCAAUCCAGGCUCAUGCCGAGACAGGGCCCUGGUGCCUGGCCUGACCCGCCUUCCUCUGGAGAUUCUUACAAAGAUCCUUGAAUACUCUGGUGACAAAAGUCUCUUGAACCUUGCACGUGUCUGCCAUGACUUUCGUGACAUUGCAGCAGCCGUGUUGUACCGUGAUAUCUGCUAUGCUAUCCAUGCAGAUGACCCCAUCCACACAGAAAGCUCCCUGGAUCAGUUCACGACCAUGGUAGAGACAGUGAACAUCAGCAACUAUGACUACGCCCAAUGGGUGAAAGACAUUACAGUGACCCAUAUCGCGCCCUACGAGGCCGAUAAUCGACAGGGGAUCAUCAUACGAAAGCCCGAGCUGAGCUAUGAAGCCGGCAGACAGCUCAAUAGUCUUCUUACCAUUACCGUGUCCAAGGCGACUAAUUUGACCAGUUUCAACUGGGAUAUCCGUCAAGAACUCACUGCAUCCGUCUUCCGAGCUCUCAGUCGAGUCCCUGACCUUCGCGACCUGCACAUCCGUCUGCCACCGCGUACACUGGCAGGUACCACCGACCUUGUACUCGGACAGAUGCUGCAGACGCCACACUUCCACUUCUCGGAGAUCAAUCCUCCCUCCCGAGGGUCUCGGAGCGCCCCAGGCGCCGAGGCCCAGUUGCUGAAAGACCUUGCACAUCUCCAACUUCCGCCAACCAUUUCUCUCAUGGCGGAUCUCAAGAGCCUUUCGGUGCUGGAUAUUGAGGAUCUGAAGAUCGUGUUGCAGAUCCCACAAUGCAUCUCGAAGUGUUCGUCCACCUUAAAGUCGCUGAAGCUGUCGUUCUCGGACGAUCUGGCCAAGUCAGCGCGCAAGAGAACCCUGGCCAACACCCCAGGGGAUAGUCUGACGACGGACACCUCAUUCUUGCUCAAUGCUCAGAUAGUCGGACAGGUCAUAGUCCCCGUGGGAGCAAAUCCGAACCCUCCUCUUGACCCGGUGAUUCGUCGGGAACGCUCCGUCCAGGAGUCGGUUCUGGCGUACAUCUUCAAAGUGGAUAAUCCCACUCAGCGCACUAAGAUUCUGGAGAGUGCACUGGAUAGCGAGCAUCAUUCGCUCGCAGGAAACAAUCCCAUCUCUGAAGAAGUGCAGGAUCGCAAGUUCGUCCGCGCGUUGCGCUCUCUUUCACGUGUGCUGCCGAAAAUGAUGGUCAACAACUCGGAGCAUACAGGCAUCAUCGGCGUGCUCCAUAAGAUUGACAGAGCCACGACUCAAUACCUGGGCCGUCAGUCGAGCAAAAACGCUUCCCAGGCGACUGCGACUGACAAAGCCGGUACUGCUGCCUCCACUUCCGCACCUCCCCGGCCGAGUAGUAGCAAAUUGGUUUCAUCGGUGGGGGGAAAGGCAAAGAAGGAGGCCUGUCCGUCGGACGUAGUCAAUGUCGAGCACCCCGAUGUGGUGGAAGAGGACGGCAAAGAUCAAGAGUUCAUCGAUCAAACUGAACGUUCGAUCACCGAGGCCAGUGUCAGAGCUUUCGCGCGCAAUCCGACACCUAACAGACUCCGCACACUGUCCGACUCAAGCAAGGGAAAGCAGCCCAUCAGAAACCCUCCAGUCGUACCCGAGAAGCCCAUCGCAGACAAGGCCCUCGAGCAGUAUGUCCGCCAGACCCAUGGCAUCUCAUUGGAAAGCCUGUCGAUUCAUCUCAUCCCGGUGACUGCGACAGUGAUCAGCCGGGCCGUGGACAUGUUUUCGCUCAAGCACCUGUCGUUGCUCAACGUUGGCCCGCAAGGCCCGCUCUGGAUUCUCCUGAAGCGAUUCAACCAGAUGCGUCCUCUCCAGCUGACCUCCAUCCACACGGACAACGUCACUCCUGCCUUUUGCACCUUUAUCGUCAGCCUCGAUAAGGUGACAGAGCUGUUUCUGUUCGAGCGCAGCAGCCAGGCAAAGGUGGAGUCGUUGGCCGCGAAGACUACAGUGGACUUUGUCACCCUUCGAAGGGGCAUUCUGACCAGGCACUUGCGCCACUUAGAGCGGUUUGUUAUCCGCAACGACGAGGAUUCCGGCUGGGUGGCCGAUGCGCGAACCAUCCGACUCAUCUCCCAGUUGGGCCGCAACCUGAUUGAGCUGGGUAUCGGAGUCAAUAACUGGAGUAUUCACUAUCUCGUUGAACAAAUCGGCGGACUGUUAUCCCUCAAGGCACUGCAGGUCUUCUGGUACCGCGCUGACAUGUGCACCACCACGCUGCGAGAAGUCCAAUACACCAUGAUCGAUAGCAUCCUACACUAUCCGCACCUUCGCAUCGAAUACCUGGCGCUAUGCUACAACAUGCACGGACCGAUCGCCAACGCCGCCAUCCAGAUCCGAAGCCGCAUCAGGCAUCUAGCCAGGGCAGUUACCCGCGAACACGUUGACGAGACCCAACCCGCCCGCCCGACGCUGCCGGAGUACAUCCCCUUGGACGGUAUCUGUACAAUCGAAGAUAAUGAGGGGGAGCCGGGAUAUCUGUUUGGGCUCGAAAUAAACACGCGGGCUUUGCUGAGGAUCGAGGACAUUCGCGGGGUGAGGAUGUGGGAGAAGGGCACAUGGGAGAUCAAGCUGUAGCCCCGACCAGCUGAGCAGAGUAUGGCCGGGGCCUUGCCUAUCCCCAUCCUUAUCCCUAUCCCUAUCCCACUAAAGCGGAGAUGGAUGUGACGACAAGAGGGAGAAAUGGAAAGGAAGUGAUGUAACACGCACGGACAGAAGUCAACUGCGAGGAGAUCUGUAUUUGUUACUGCCUAAUUUCCCAGUGAAA